GCCUGUUGUGUGGAUUGGAAACCAAAGUAAAGUAAACGGGGGAGGGUCGGCUACGGGGGGGCUUUCAGCGAGUUACAAUGCGUCUUUCACGGUGUUGAACAGUCUCGGUGAACGAUGAGCCAACUUUGCCGGUCGUCUCGAAGCGGAAUGAGCCACUCCUGAGCCCCGAAAUUGAGUCCUUGUUGGCGGGGGAGAGCGAGAAUGAAGAAGCCGAGCGCCGUGCUCCCUGUUGUCGGCUUGACUGGGAAAUGGUAGCGUACUGCAGGGACCGCACUGGGAAGGAACAUGGUCGAGAGGAGCAGCAAAUUCUUGUUGAUCGUCGUCGGAUCCGUGUGUUUCAUGCUGAUUCUCUAUCAGUACGUGGCUCCCGGGGUGAUCAAUUUCGGCUCCCCGCACGGUUAUUUCACGGAGGAAGACGAGGGGGACAUCUUCCCCACUCCGGACCCCCACUACGUGAAGAAAUACUACUUCCCCGUCAGGGACCUGGAGAGGACGAUUGAUUUCCAAAUCAAAGGAGAGGACGUGAUUGUGUUUUUGCACAUCCAGAAGACCGGGGGGACUACCUUCGGCAGACACCUGGUCCAGAAUGUCCGUCUGGAGGUCCCGUGCGACUGCAGACCGGGCCAGAAGAAGUGUACCUGCUACCGACCGAACCGCAAGGAGACCUGGCUCUUCUCCCGGUUCUCCACCGGCUGGAGCUGCGGCUUGCACGCCGACUGGACCGAGCUUACCAACUGUGUGCCGGGGGUCCUCAACAAGAAGGAGAACAAGCAGAAAAACCUGAGCCAGCACAUUCCUUGGGACCCUUCCUCUGAAAUACAGGGAGUGGAGACUUACAGACCAGAGUGUCCCGGUCUGGUCUGUCCAUGGAAGAAGUUCUACUACAUCACUCUGCUGAGGGACCCGGUGUCUCGAUACCUCAGCGAGUGGCGACAUGUGCAACGUGGAGCCACGUGGAAAACCUCUCUCCACAUGUGUGAUGGACGGACCCCUACGCCUGAGGAGCUGCCCUCCUGCUACGAGGGAUCUGACUGGUCAGGCUGCACCCUGCAGCAGUUCAUGGACUGUCCCUACAACCUGGCCAACAACAGACAGGUUCGUAUGUUAGCAGACCUGAGCCUAGUUGGCUGCUACAACAUGUCCACUGUUCCAGAGAAGAAGAGAGCCCAGCUCCUCCUGGAGUCGGCCAAGAAGAACCUGAGAGACAUGGCCUUCUUUGGUCUGACAGAGUACCAGAGGAAAACCCAGUUCCUGUUUGAACGGACCUUCAGGUUACGCUUCAUCAGGCCUUUCAUGCAGUACAACAGCACCCGAGCUGCAGGGGUGGACCUGGAUAAUGCUACGGUCCAACGCAUCGAGGAGCUGAACGAGCUUGACAUGGAGCUCUACGACUACGCCCGGGACCUGUUCCAGCAGCGCUACCAGUACACACGUCAGCAGGAGAGGCGGCAGCAGCGCAUCAAGAACCACCUGCAGCAGACCCACCAGGGGCUGGGCCUGGGCGUCAACCUGUGGCCUUCACACGGCCGGCAGAGCGCCGUGUCCACACUGGAGGACGGGGAGGGAGAGAGGAUGGAGAGGGAGGAGCGGGAGGAGGGUGAGGAGGGAGGCAGAACGGAGGAGGCGGGCAGCAGACUCCCCACCGAGGACUACAUGAACCAGAUCAUCAACCGCUGGUAGCAGCAGAACGAGAGCAAACACACAGACAUGCAUAUGUAAUGUGAAACACACACAUACACACACAUUCAGAGAGUGAGGCCUGCAUCAAAGACCCAAAUGACUGACAGCAGACUGAGUAUUGGGCCGCAGGAAUGAGAGUCCAAGUGGUUGCUAUGGAGACCUGGGCAUGGUCGAUUGCAUCAGCUAACAUAAUUGGGGUUUGCCCAGUUGUUAUUAGCACCCGCUUGCCCUUCCCUCCCACCUCUCUGAGUUUCUCUCCGAUCAUCUUCACGGACUGAGCAGAGAGAGAUUUCGAAGAGUUUCUGAAAACAGAGUAUCCCUUCCUGUCUCACCUGCCUCUCCUUCUCCCUCCUCCUCCUACUCCUCCUGUAUUCCUUUUGUUCUCUGUGGCCUAGUAUGGAGCAUGAGAAAAUAAAAUUAAGUCUGUGAAUUCCCACUAAUCUUGGCUAGAGGACCAGUCUGAAUCCUGGAUGCUCCAAUUUCAAAGGAACUGGGAAAGCUAUAAAAGUGUGCUAACGGCUGAGCUGAACAAAGAGUAGAAGAAAACGAGAGACUGAACCUGAAUGAAAGAAACAAUUCAAGAAGAGUUGGACUGAGUUGUGUAAUAAAGCUUUCUGCUUAAAAAAAAUCAGCCAUUUCACCCAUUGGCACGCUUUUGUCAUGAAGAAGUGACAGUGUCAUUCUCAUUUUAUGAUUUCAUUUGUAUUUUCCUUUUGUGUUUUUGCUUUUUUUAAAGCAGAAUUGUAAUAACACUGAGACCAAUAUUGCUGCCUAAAAGAAAAUGAUUCCUUUAAUUUCUUUAUUUUUGUUUGUUUGUUUUUUAAGUCAAAGCUGAUGGACGGGAUUGACGUACAAUGGACCAUAGCCAUUACUGAAGCCUUGCAUCUUGAAAGGGUGAUAAAAGUAACCUUUUCUUCUGUGAAAGGUUCCCAAAGCUCCUGUCGCUCAUUAUUUCUCCUUCUCCCUCCUUUUCUUUCUUUGCAUCUCGGUCCUGCAGACAAUAACAGCCAAUUAGAGAGCAGCAGCAUCACAUAGGUGUGAAGAAAUCAAAGGCAAGGAGAGGAGUGUGUUGGCUGCAGGUUGUUGUCUGGAGCCUUGCAGUGUGUGUGUGAGUGAUUGAGCGGCGGGCGCUUUGGAAGCCUCAACUCAGAGAAAUGCUCGUAGGGAGUCAUUGGGAACUACUGGUCACCAUGGCAGUGCGGAUCCUUCAUGCAGCGGGAGUUAUUUUCACUUCCCUUGGUUUUUCGUUGUUGUUUUUUUUUGACUGAGAACAGCGUUGUAAAAGCGUCAGUCUCUAACAAGCCUCCUGCUAAAAAAGUGUCCACACUGCCGCGGUGACCUGUGGUUCUUUUAUGCGAGCAGUUUUACCCUGAAGACCGCACAGGGUGAGGUAGCAGUGCCUCUAUGUACUGGGAUCAUAGCUAACAUUAUUAUUGCCAGAUAUUACAUUAUACUCCAGUGAUUUCUCUGACUACUCGUGUGCGUGUGAGUGAAUGAGUGAGUGUGUAAAUAGUAUGUACAGUAUGCCUUUGAUUGGCAUAUGUGUAUGCCUUUGUAAAUAGUGCGCCUGAUUUGAGAGAGAGAGGGAGAGAGAGAGAAUUUUGUGAGUGACUGAUUCCAUGACCGAUCAUUUUUCGCCAUUUUCUUUGGUGGAGGAGGGCGGGGCAACUAAGUCCCCUCCCAAAGCAUGUCACAGCAGUGUGACCAUCACAGUGAUGCAAGCUAAUAAUACUCCCCCUCUGCAAUUUCCUUUACCUUUUUCUCUUCCUCUUUCUUGUCUCCUCCCCUUGAGCUCCUUCUCUGAAGGUGAGGACUGUGUAACAAUACUUAUCUAAAAUUCUAAUCAAUACUUUUGACACAUCUGCUGGUGGCACGUCUGUACUCUGAAGUAGGGGUUGCGCCAAAUCCUUGUCAGGAAUCAGGAAUUUCAUGCAUUUUGAUACCACAGGUUGCAGAAUUUUUUAUAACACUGGCAAAAUAUAACAGCUUAGUAAGGCUUAAAACUCGCAAGUUUUUCAUCAAGCAACAACCUCCUAUGUUGAAAAAUAAAGCCAAUGUGGAAGUGCUAAAAAUUGCAGUUCCUCAAGUGACCACUUGAGGCUGGCUCUAAAACCCAGGAAUCCCCAUUGACGCCCAUGUUGACAUGCCCAUUUGUACAGCAAGUUCAGACAUGUUUACAGCCUGGCUCUAAUAACACGUUUGGUCUCAGUAGCUAGUUUCUUUAUUCACACACAUUGCACAUGGAGGGAAAUUUGUAUAACUCGUCAGUUUUUAUGAUAUUAAGACGAAGAGUUAUUAAUGAGUUUGCAUUAUUUAGGACGUGGUGAGUUGACUGACUGGCAGGGGCUAUGUAUCUCUUUGCCAGGAGGCUUCAGGCCCACCUCAUCCCCACCUCUCUGUCUGUUUAUAGGUUGACCAAAAGUUAGGAUGAGUAAGCAUUUCCAAUAUGGCGACUGCCAUCUUUCAGCUUCAAAACACCUCUUCAUAAAGUGGUGACAUCUCUGAGGCCAGGUCUGUGUUUUAAACAUUUUGGAAAACAAAAGCUCUUGUAGCCUCUGCUGUUUAAAAUGACAAGCAUCAUGCCUUCCAGUCAUUACAUAGCUGUACGAGACUCUGGAUUUGGUCAGACCGUGUUUCCUAUACAAACUUGAGAGGAAAAUUGAAACAUAAUUUUUUUCACAAGUUACCCUGCUGCAGCUUGUAUCUUCAAAGGGAGUGUUUGUGACCUUUCAGGGGUCAGCCGCCUGGCCAGAGAAGAUAAACAUUCACCCCGGGCAGGUUCUCCAUUUAAAUCCAGUACCUCUAUAGAUCGUGAUGUCACCCUGAAUAACCCGAGCUGUACAUUACAGCACAGAGGAGGUCUGUGGAAAUAGUGAAUCAGAAUGAAAACAUCUUUGGGAGCAACCUUCUCGUGGAAAACAUGUUUCGACAUUUCCCUCAAGGAUUACGUAAAGAACAUUUGGUGAAUGAAUAACUAAAUAACAUGCAGAGUUCUGAGGUCUUAGAUGUUGCAAUGUCACUGACAGAUUAUAUCAGCUGUGUCCAAUUAUUGUCGAUUCUGUUACGGUUAAAGUCAAACUUUGACAGUGUCUCUACAAGGCCAAAGAUGGAUCGUUAUGGAACAGAAAUAUACCUCUCAUACUGCAGUAGAUUUUAAGAUGACUAGUGUUAGAGUUCUGUAUCAGGACUUCCAGCAUUCAAAGUUAGCAGAUAGAUAUGCUGCACUUGUUUCUUCAGUGAGCCAGAUACUUUAAAUCAUUUCCAGGUGCAGGAUGUAAGCAUUAAGAACAAGUGUUCUUCCUCAUUUUUGAAUUUUAGCUCGUUAUAACUAUAAAGACAAAGAGAUAAGAGAUCAAAAAAGAACAUGUGCCAUAAAAUGUGAUGAAAACCCAUCCUUUCAUGCAAAGAUAAUAAAAAGUAGGACAGGGAAAUAGACGUGUUACAGCAAGAUGUAAUCAAACCAAAUGCGGUCCAAGUUUGAAGUCAUCCAGGAGGCAGUGGGAGGAUGCACACAUGCUUCCUUGGUGUAAAAAAAUCUGUUUUAUGUUGAGUAUUGAUUUCUAUUAUAACCAGAAGGAAGGUGGAACAAAUAAUUAUCCCGCCCACCAGCCUCCUUGAUAAAUUUCCUCUUAAUCACCUGCAUCCUCCCAUGUCUCUCUUUUUGAUCGACUCCUUUCAAAUCGGGGAUGAUUCAUGAAGGGGAAGGAGGGGAGAACAAGGAGGGGAUGAUGAAAGGUAUUGGGAUGCAUCCAGAGUCAAUAUGCUGCUUUUUGUGUAGCCUUCAAAGUAACGCAAAUGGAUACAGGAAGAGUGAUCUCCCUUUUUUUUAUUUUUUGCUUUGUAUUAACUUCCCCUUCAUUGUUCUAAUGAAACUGGAGGCUUGAAAACACUGCAGCUUCCAGGCGUUUUGCCCACAACCCCCUUUUUUUUUUUUUUUUUUUUUAAAGUCAGAGCAUGUUUGGGCUCCAAACCAAUACCUGGUUUAAUACAAAACUGAUUCUCUACCUUUGGGAGUGUUUUUCUAUCUUCAGUGUUCCAGUUUAAAGCGACCAUCAGUCCUUAAACAUACUCCUGUGUGUGCUGAGAUGAUUCCAGGAAAUAAUGCUGUAAAGCUAUACUCAAAUAUUUUAUGUCUCAUCACUAUGUGUAUCUGAUGUCUUAACAGCGUUUCCUUUGUGACAAUGAAGCAGCCCAUGUGUCGCUAACAUCAUCCUGUUUUGUUGUUUUUUUAAAAGACGUGUUAAAAAGAGUGCGAUAGAGACUAUUUUUUUGUUUGUUUUUGGGGGGGCGGGGGGGUUGGUGUGCUGUCUGUCUCUGGCUCCUCCUGUAUGCAUCAUUCUGGGUUUGUUUCUUAUGAUUGCAAAAAUGAAUCAUCAAGCCACCAAUUAAAAUAUUUCAUUUUUACAGA
Messenger RNA from Notolabrus celidotus (New Zealand spotty), 6088 nucleotides. It is a transcript of the gene hs6st1a, whose product is annotated as heparan sulfate 6-O-sulfotransferase 1a. Gene Ontology annotation, cellular component: membrane. The coding region runs from base 286 to 1680 and encodes 464 amino acids. The record is from RefSeq and is a predicted model, not a curated record. Lineage: Eukaryota; Metazoa; Chordata; Actinopteri; Labriformes; Labridae. The transcript is spliced from 5 exons. Gene Ontology annotation, molecular function: heparan sulfate 6-sulfotransferase activity.